Drosophila subpulchrella is the source of this 1143-nucleotide messenger RNA. RefSeq lists its product as uncharacterized. The transcript has 2 exons. Bases 58 to 996 code for a protein of 312 amino acids. The record is from RefSeq and is a predicted model, not a curated record. NCBI's taxonomy places the organism in Eukaryota, Metazoa, Arthropoda, Insecta, Diptera, Drosophilidae.
GAGCUUCAUUUUGGGCUAUUUAAGUGGAAUCCAUGGGAGCCGGGGCCCUCAGUCGAAAUGGCAGCCAUCUGCAGAUGGCCUAUUCUGCUUUUGUUGGCCACGACGCAGGCCAUUACUUACGCAGAGAAUCUGAGUGGAUCCACGCCCGGCGUUGAAGAGGAUUAUAAUGUCAGCACAAGUCCGAGUCCGCCGCUGGAAGAGACCACCCAACGCCUGUCCGGCAGGGAGGAAUCACUUAAGAAGGACGGUCGAGAGCAGUACGAUGUGAUUGAUGUCAUGGACUCCACCGGCACGGCGGGGGGCAAUCAAAAGAGUGGCCAGACCACGAGGAUCUACACCACAGGCGAAGUGGACGAGAACUUCUGGCUGAAACACCUGGGCGAAGACUUCAAGCAUGCCAUUCAUCUGCAAGUGGGCGGCACCAACGAAGAUUAUAAUCGUUUGGUCAACCAUACCCAGAAUGGAGUCCACGAAGAGGUGCAUCAUGAGUAUCUACCAGGUGCCGAGAGACCUGGGAGUGGAGCUCCAGCUCCUCCUGCAUCUCCUCAACAAUCUGGACCAGCUUUUCGCCAGGGUUUUGACAACCGAGCAAUGGCCAUGAAACAGCAGUAUCUCAGCCAACAGCAGGCCCAGCAGUCACAUUCUGCCCCGCAACACUUUAAUUACGCCCAACAACACGCACAACACUAUGCACCACAACCACACACCCACCAAUACGCACAACAAACAUUACACAGAAACACCUACUCAAAGCCCCAGAUUUAUGGGCCGCAGAAUUACAAGCCCCAGAGCUAUAUCAUUAACUCUAGCGAGGAUCAGCUGCACGCCGCCCAAUCGAAUCCUCCGCCAGUGCGAUCCGCUGGAGAGGAUCGACCCAAUCACGAGGAGGAGGCGGACUCCUUCGGCGGCCAACUCAAAUUUAAGUCUCCCUUCAACGACUACGGCAGUCGGCCCACCCGAGAUAUCACCUAUCUUCUCUACAAACGGGGUCUCUAAAAAAUAUAGCCCCUAUGAACUAUACAAAAGACUUGCGGUCUUCAGUCCAUUGAGUUUUAUAAAUGGGGCUGAGCCGCACCCACCCACUACACACACUUCACACUACACACAACAUCACACAAACCACACAAACACUGCGAUUAAGGA